Molecule: messenger RNA, 3011 nt
Organism: Neomonachus schauinslandi (Hawaiian monk seal)
Lineage: Eukaryota; Metazoa; Chordata; Mammalia; Carnivora; Phocidae
Gene: TAB1
Product: TGF-beta activated kinase 1 (MAP3K7) binding protein 1
Exons: 11
Coding region: 24-1538 (504 amino acids)
Biological process (GO): protein dephosphorylation
Cellular component (GO): cytosol
Molecular function (GO): protein serine/threonine phosphatase activity
Source: RefSeq, a predicted model, not a curated record
CACCCGCGGGGGGUCCCUCCAAGAUGGCGGCGCAGAGGAGGAGCCUGCUGCAGAGUGAACAGCAACCAAGCUGGACAGAUGACCUGCCGCUCUGCCACCUCUCUGGCGUUGGUUCGGCCUCCAACCGCAGCUACUCUGCCGAAGGCAAGGGCACCGAAAGCCACCCACCGGAGGACAGCUGGCUCAAGUUCAGGAGUGAGAACAACUGCUUCCUGUAUGGGGUCUUCAAUGGCUAUGAUGGCAACCGAGUGACCAGCUUCGUGGCCCAGCGGCUGUCUGCCGAGCUCCUGCUGGGCCAGCUCAGCGCCGAGCACACCGAGGCGGACGUGCGGCGCGUGCUGCUGCAGGCCUUCGAUGUGGUGGAAAGGAGCUUCCUGGAGUCCAUCGAUGACGCGUUGGCUGAGAAGGCGAGCCUCCAGUCCCAGCUGCCAGAGGGUGUCCCUCAGCACCAGCUGCCUCCUCAGUAUCAGAAGAUCCUCGAAAGACUCAAGGUACUGGAGAGGGAGAUUUCGGGAGGAGCCAUGGCUGUCGUGGCGGUCCUGCUCAACAACAAGCUCUACGUCGCCAAUGUCGGUACAAAUCGUGCCCUUUUAUGCAAAUCCACGGUGGACGGGCUGCAGGUGACCCAGCUGAACGUGGACCACACCACAGAGAACGAGGACGAGCUCUUCCGCCUCUCUCAGCUGGGUUUGGAUGCAGGAAAGAUCAAGCAGGUGGGGAUCAUCUGUGGGCAGGAGAGCACCAGACGCAUCGGGGAUUACAAGGUCAAAUAUGGCUACACUGACAUCGACCUACUCAGUGCCGCCAAGUCCAAGCCGAUUAUCGCGGAGCCCGAGAUCCACGGUGCGCAGCCCCUGGAUGGGGUGACUGGCUUCCUGGUGCUGAUGUCGGAGGGGCUCUACAAGGCUCUGGAGGCGGCCCACGGGCCCGGGCAGGCCAACCAGGAGAUCGCCGCCAUGAUCGACACCGAGUUCGCCAAGCAGACUUCCCUGGAUGCCGUGGCCCAGGCCGUGGUGGACCGGGUGAAGCGCAUCCAUGGGGACACCUUUGCCAGCGGUGGCGAGCGUGCCAAGUUCUGCCCGAGGCACGAGGAUAUGACCCUGCUGGUGAGGAACUUUGGCUACCCACUGGGCGAGAUGAGCCAGCCCACACCGUCCCCGGCCCCAGCUGCAGGAGGACGUGUGUACCCCGUCUCCGUGCCGUACUCCAGCGCCCAGAGCACCAGCAAGACCAGCGUGACCCUCUCCCUUGUCAUGCCCUCCCAGGGCCAGCUGCUCAAUGGGGCCCACAGCGCCUCCACCCUGGACGAAGCCACUCCCACCCUCACCAACCAGAGCCCGACCCUGACGCUGCAGUCCACCACCACGCACACACACAGCAGCAGUUCCAGCUCGGAUGGAGGCCUCUUCCGCUCCCGGCCCGUGCACUCCCUCCCGCCUGGUGAGGGCGGCCGUGUGGAGCCUUACGUGGACUUUGCUGAGUUUUACCGCCUCUGGAGCGUGGACCAUGGCGAGCAGAGUGUGAUGACGGCACCAUAGCCCCAACUGGGGGAUGUGGCCCGAGCAGGACCAAGCCUGGGGACAAGGGGGCCCAGAGCUCUGGGGCCGGAUGGGCCUUUUCCUGUGGUCUGCCUUUGCCGUGCGGGCCCAGGGAGUGCCCAGUCCUCAGCCUGCACCACGCUCGCACCCCGCCGUCCUCGGUGCUGCAGAGAACGUUCUCUGGGAGAGCAGCCCUGCACACCGGCCCUGGCCCCCGGCACCGGCAACGGGGGGCUGGAGGCCCCUCCCCAGGCAGACUCAGCCAGGACCGUUGCUGUUUCUCAGACAGACGGCUCAGGGCAGAAGCCGUGCUGGCCGGGGAGCGAGGGGGGCGCCUGCCGUGUGGGGCACAGCGCGAGGUGUUCUGCGGCCCAGCAUGCCAUGGGUCCGGCAGCCGCCGCUUUCUCUGCCCCUGCAGCCCUGGGUGGGGGUUCCCCCCUUCCUUCCUCAGCCUCCAGAGUGGAGCCCCAGGGGGCACCUGCACCUUCGAAGCCUGCGCCCAUCCCUGGGCCUCCCCAGGUUGUUGCCAGUGGUCAGUGUUCAGGAAGUCCAAGGGAGGCGUGGGGAGCCUGGGUGGCUACAUGGGCAGGUCAAGUGAAAAGGACCGAGGGGAGACCGGUCCAAGGGGAGCACUGGUCCUGGAGCCCACCGGAGGGGUAGGCUGGGUGUGGCUGGGCCUCCCCAGUCACGGGGGUGCAGGAGAGGUGAGGACGUGGCUGCUCUUGUCAGGCUCCUCCAGGAGCGGGGAAGCCCCGGAUCGGGGGGAGCUGGUGCUGCGUUGUUUUCCCUUCACCACCACAGGCUGGGGAGCCACUACAAAGAGUCGUCUUUACCCCUGACGAUGAGUCUGCCGGCUUUAAGGAAAAAAACAGGUCAAGAGUCGGGGCGGGGGGCGCAUUUGAAAGAACAGUGGGAAGGAGGUUCUUGGAUACCAGGUGCCCUGGGUGACCAGGGGCUUCAGAGACACGCCCCACUCUUGCAGACAUUUGGGGACGGGACCGGGCCAGCCCAGGCCCCGAGAGCACACCUUCUCUGCCUUUGGAGGGCAGAGACUGGCAGGGCCAUUCCUGCAGGCCCAGGACGAGGCAGGCCCAGGGCACUCACACAUGCCGGCUCCCACCAUCAGUGGUGCAGUGGAAGUCAGGAGGCCGCCCUGGAUCCCUCCCCAGCUCCCCAGCCCCCAGGCUUCUGCCCCGCGAUGCCCCAGGGACUGGCUGCCAUGUGCGGCCUCCGGGGCGCCUGGCCUCUGGACAGUCGGAGGCCAGCUCCAAGGCCCCGGGCGCUGUGCGGGGCAGGACCGCGUCUCCCGCCCUGCACUUCGAGGCCAGCUCCAUUCCGCAGGGGAGCAGACUGAAAGUCUGUCGCAAGGGCUUGCGGACAGAGAGAAUUCUCUGCCAAGAAUGGCUGUGAUGCUGUUUCGUCUCUAGAAAUAGAACCCCUUUUUUACCGCAAUAAAGAAAGAGUAAUAGGUGG